UAGGCAUAAGCCUAUUAGCAACAAAUCUGGUGGAAGAUUAAACUUGGGUACCAAGUUUUGAUAUGUGUGGUUUGAUACAUUUGUUCAUGACAUAAGCCAUGACAUCACAAGCUUGGAGACCAAGUACUUCUUGCUAUAAAUAGAAGAGCUACCAUCAGUUGAAAACACACCAAAACAAUUUGAAGAGCUUCUCUUUCUCUUUGUCUUCUUCUUUUCUUUUAGAGUAUUAUUGUAAGAGAGUUGGGAAAUACUUGUGUGAAUCCUUCUUUUGGAGUGAUCUCGAGGUAUUAAGGGUUCUGAAAGGUAUUAAGGGUAGAGAUACGUCAUCAAGGUGACGCUACAAGAUCUCCUGGGUGUUCACUCAACCAGUGAAGGAACUGGAAUAAGGACAUCUGUUGUUGACUACUUCCGGCAGAAGUACAACCUUAGACUCAGGUAUCUAAUGUUGCCUAGAUUCAGGCUGGCAGCGAUGCAAAGCCCGUGUAUAUAUGGAGAUUUGCCUAAUCGUCCCAGGAUAAAGAUACGCAAAAAUGUUAAAUCGCAGGCAGGUUACAGAGAUGCUAAGGCAGACUUGUCAAAGACCACCAUUGAAGCACGGGUUCUUCAGCUUCCAAUGCUAAAGUAUCAUGAGUCUGGAUAAGAGUCACGAGUGGCUCCUAGGAUUGCUCAGUGGAAGAUGAUUUUAGCUACGUUUUCAACAUCCUCUUUGUGUACGCCUGCACAACAAUAGGCAAUCCAUUCUCCAUUAUUCCAAUAUGUUUUAGGUAACGGGAUGAGAAGGUAAACGAUCAUCAUCUUUCCAAGUAUAAUUGAUACUAGAAUUAAGAAAUCUCAACAAAUGGUGUCAAUAGCGUUGACCUGAUCCUUGAAGGUAUAAAGGUGAAACUUUGGUUAUGCAAGAUACCAUAUGACAGCUCCAACAAAAGUGGGAUUAACAACAUAGGAAAUAAGAUAGGUUUACCUGCGACGACAUAACAUGUUAUAAUACAUUGAUACCAUAAGAGUUUUUUUAGAUUAUCAGAGUAUAUAAGUUAAAUCCGACUGAUCUCAAAGAGUUAACUAAAACACUAACCACAUUGAUACCUUCUACCACCAAGACUUAGAGUCUCGUGAUAUAUGUGAGAGUCUCUUACACGGUAUGUGUCGAUUCAAUUAGCGUUGUCCCGGCCCUUUCCCCCUUUUCCUUUUUCUAAUCCCCUUUGUAUGUUAUACAGAAAAAACAUGUUAUAGAGAAAAAAAGUUGAAAUAAAUAUAGCGUUUCACUUUUUAAACUUGGAGGGUUCAAAUGCAUUUGAUCUGGUAAGUUUUUGUUUAGUGAUUCUACUAGUUCUGUAAUCUACAUUUUGUGCAAUACAUUAGUCCUCAUAUAGAUACACAUUGAACUGCCGUACAAUAUUAAAAAAAAAAAAAAUUAAACUUUUACUGCUAGAUUAGUUAAGUAUCCAUGUAGAGGUGGAUUCAAGAUUUAAGGGCAGUUUUCUAGGUUACAUAUCGUUUACUUUUGUGCGUGUGUGUGUGUGCGCGCAUGCACGUGUGUAUAGCCUUUCUUAUGCUAGUAAGGGUUUCCUUUAUAAUCCACAAUGAUAUAUAUAUAUAUAUCAAGGCUAAUUAAUAGUUUGAUAUGCUUUAAUUGAACUUACUAGUUCAUAAAUGAAGUGUAUGUAAUAUCAAAGUUAUGAUCUUUUUUCUUCAGCCAUAUUGAAUUCUAUUCUUGACCAAAGCAAGAUAGAACAAGGGAGGAUGCAACUUGAAGAAGAAUCCACAAUGAUAUAUAAAUCAAGGCUAAUUAAUAGUUUGAUAUGCUUUAAUUGAACUUACUAGUUCAUAAAUGAAGUGUAUGUAAUAUCAAAGUUAUGAUCUUUUUUCUUCAGCCGUAUUGAAUUCUAUUCUUGACCAAAGCAAGAUAGAACAAGGGAGGAUGCAACUUGAAGAAGAAGAAUUCAAGAUGGAAGAUCUACUAGAAAAUGUUGUCAACAUCUAUUACCCGAAUGCAGCGAUGAAGAAUGUUGACAUGUUACUAGAUCCGUGUGAUGGUUCUGUCGCAAGAUUCUCUCGCGUUAAAGGCGAUAGGGGAGAAUUCAGACGAAUACUGAGUAACUUGUUGCAUAAUGCAGUUAAAUUUACCUCAGAGGGCCACAUUACUCUUAAGCUUGGGCUCGAAAACCAUUUUGGUCAAACUUCCAAUCUUGCUCCGAGUAUAAGUAAUUCUAGUAUUGGUUGUGUGUCAUGCUUACGUUUACAGAACGAUGAAUCUUCCGCAGAAGUGCAAGUACUGAAUAGAGUUCAGCAAGAUCCCAACUGUGUGGAGUUCCUAUUCGAGGUGGAUGAUACGGGGAAAGAAAUUCCCAAAGAGAAACAGAAAUCAGUUUUUGAGAAUUAUAUAUGUUCAAGUGAAUGAUCAAACAACUUCUGUUCAUGGAUCACAAGCAGGCACUGGCUUAGGGCUCGGGAUUACUCAGUCGUUGGUUCGGUUAAUGGGAGGUGAAAUAGGUAUCGUCGACAAGAAAAUUGGUGAAAAGGGCACUUGCUUUAGAUUCAACAUAUUCCUGAAAGCAUGGGAUCAGCCUCAAGCUCAAGAAAAUCAAGCAGUUAGCGUUAAUUAUGCAAGAGAAGAAGAUUUGGAGUCUCAGUUAGGAGGUAUAUCUAGUGACUCCUAUUAUGGUAUCACUAGCCAUCAAAAACCAGAAAAUUCCAAUGUCGUUCUUUUCAUUAAGGAGGAAGAAAGAAGCCGAGUUCUUUGUAGAUUCAUCAAGAAGAUAAUAGGCUUAAAGGUAUAUGUUGUGAAUCGACACGAGGAUUUUUCUCAAACUCUCAAGAAGGUAAUAAGGAAUACAACCAACUUUGCAUCAUACAACUCCUCCUCAUCCUCAGGGAAAUCAAAGGAAAUUCCUCUCAGUGCUUCGGAUGGAACGGGUAUCAAUGAUCAUAUCAAUAUCUCAUCAUUUCAGAGGAGGGGUGGAGGACUUAUAAGAUUCAUCUUGAUCAUAAUUGACACAAGUGUUGGACUAACUCGAGAAAUAGGCCGUGCUAUGGCUGAGUACCGGAAGGACUUUCCCAAGAAUGUGUCCCUUCGAGUUGUUUGGCUCGAUAAACCAGGUGUAGAGGAGGAUAGGCUACCUUCGACAGAUAUAGUCAUGGCAAAACCACUACAUGGUUCUUGUUUAUAUCGUGUCCUCAAAUUUGCACCAGAGUCUGAAGGUACAAAUUUACCAACCGUCACACAAGAAAUAAAGGAUGAAACAACUUCAAGAAUGAAGAUUCAGCAACCUCCAAUGAGGUCCGGAAGUCCACCCUUAGAAGCGAAGAGACAGGAUAUAUCUGUUGAUGUUAACGGAAGUCCUAGUGAGAACUUACCUUUAACAGGAAAGAAAAUUUUGGUGGUCGAGGAUAAUAGAGUACUACUUAUGAUAUGCAAAACCAAGGUUUCUAGCUCAACCACUGACACAUGCGAAAAUGGUGAAAAAGCUCUAGCUCUUGUCCACAAAGUCCUUAGUGAUCAAUGUGAUAUAGGGCCAUCCACUCCUUCACCACCAUUUGAUUAUAUUCUGAUGGAUCCUCCAAAAAUGCCUUUCCACCCACGUCAGAUCCUAAAAAAUGCAUAAUGUUGAAGGAUCAGACAUAAGUGUGAUGACACCU
Lycium ferocissimum is the source of this 3636-nucleotide messenger RNA. Its product is annotated as histidine kinase CKI1-like. Lineage: Eukaryota; Viridiplantae; Streptophyta; Magnoliopsida; Solanales; Solanaceae. The transcript has 5 exons. Gene Ontology annotation, cellular component: nucleus. The coding region runs from base 2325 to 3602 and encodes 425 amino acids. The record is from RefSeq and is a predicted model, not a curated record.